UUCAGAUGAUGUUUUGUUGCUAAAAUGAAGGACGAGUUUACACCGUAUACCCCCAACCCGGAGAAAAUUAUCGAGUUGUUUGAGAAGUUAGAGAAAGGAGAAACACUAGAGCUUAAGUGGAAAAAUCCAGGGCGACGUCCUCCCACGCCCGAAGCUGUUGUAAGCACGGAGGAGACCGACCCCUCUGAGCAGGAGGUUGAGAACAAAGAUUUUGAUUUCGACGCCGAAGAUUUUGGCGGCGGUGUGGUGACCCCUCAGCGACGAAAUCCUAACUCUGAGCUGAAGGGCUCGGCUCGGAAAUUGACGACAUCCUUCGGGAAUGUUCUUUCCAACAUGAAGAGACACCGUCAGCUGGAGGAGAUGGAUAUGAGUGAAAGUGAUGAUACUCCGACCAAAUCUUCUUCCUCCUAAUCUAGAAAAGAAUGGACAAACUAAACAAGCGUAGAUCCUGCGUUAUUAUUGACAGUAUAAAAUACGAUUCAUCAAGUAAUAUUGUGAACUAUA
Molecule: messenger RNA, 504 nt
Organism: Eurytemora carolleeae
Lineage: Eukaryota; Metazoa; Arthropoda; Copepoda; Calanoida; Temoridae
Gene: Pa1
Product: PAXIP1-associated glutamate-rich protein 1-like
Exons: 2
Coding region: 25-411 (128 amino acids)
Source: RefSeq, a predicted model, not a curated record